AUGGUUAUCAGACCUCAAGACAACUGGAACAUAAUAGUAGCAAGUCUUGAAGCCUGUCUUAAUGACAUCAGUGCUUGGAUGAACUCAAAUACGCUCAAGCUCAAUCAGGAAAAGACGGAACUGAUCGUCUUUUCCCACAAGUAUCAACACACUAAAGGUCUCCAGUUAAAGGUCGGUGCCCAAACUUUUGAGGCCGUCCAAGCUGUGAGAAACCUUGGUGUACACUUUGAUAGCUCUCUGAACAUGGAGAAACAGAUAAACUCAAUUGCCAGUUCCUGUUAUCACCAAAUCAGAAACAUUGGGGGUAUCCGUCAGUUCAUCACCACAGAUGCAUGCAAGACAUUGGUACAUUCUCUUGUUACUUCUAGGUUAGACUAUGGUAACGCGUUACUCGUUGGUGUAUCUGAUACACUAAUGAGCCGCCUGCAGAGGGUACAGAACACCGCAGCACGCUUAGUUACCCGUACUCGAAAGAGGGACCACAUUACACCAGUCCUUUACUUAUUGCAUUGGCUGCCCGUGCGAUUCCGGUCACAGUACAAGAUUUUGAUGUAUACAUACAAGGCAAUAAAUGGAACAGCUCCUGAAUAUUUGCAGGAACUUGUCACCGUUUAUCGGCCGUCACGAUCACUACGAUCGGAGACAGAAUCCUUGUUGUGCGUUCCGAACUCUCGGACUGUGACUUAUGGUAACCGAUGCUUUGGAAAGUUGUUGGUGUAA
Messenger RNA from Ylistrum balloti, 720 nucleotides. RefSeq lists its product as uncharacterized. The record is from RefSeq and is a predicted model, not a curated record. The transcript has 2 exons. Bases 1 to 720 code for a protein of 239 amino acids. Lineage: Eukaryota; Metazoa; Mollusca; Bivalvia; Pectinida; Pectinidae.